Cyphellophora attinorum is the source of this 450-nucleotide messenger RNA. Its product is annotated as Ubiquitin-conjugating enzyme E2 13. Gene Ontology annotation, biological process: protein K63-linked ubiquitination; DNA damage tolerance. The transcript has 4 exons. Gene Ontology annotation, cellular component: nucleus. NCBI's taxonomy places the organism in Eukaryota, Fungi, Ascomycota, Eurotiomycetes, Chaetothyriales, Cyphellophoraceae. The record is from RefSeq and is a predicted model, not a curated record. The coding region runs from base 1 to 450 and encodes 149 amino acids. Gene Ontology annotation, molecular function: ubiquitin conjugating enzyme activity.
AUGGCGCUUCCGAAGAGAAUCAUCAAGGAGACGGAGAGGUUGAUGGCAGAGCCAGUACCUGGUAUCAGCGCAGUACCGCACGAAGACAACCUCAGAUACUUCGAUGUCAGCAUACACGGUCCCUCUCAGUCUCCAUAUGAAGGCGGCAUAUUCAAGCUUGAGCUCUUCCUCCCAGACGACUACCCAAUGACACCACCAAAGAUUCGCUUUCUCACCAAGAUCUACCAUCCAAAUAUCGAUAAGCUGGGUCGCAUCUGCUUAGACGUUCUGAAGAGCAAUUGGUCGCCGGCACUUCAAAUCAGGACUAUUCUACUUUCAAUACAAGCUCUACUUGGUGCACCAAAUCCAGAUGAUCCAUUGGCCAACGAUGUGGCGGAGAGGUGGAAGGCAGAUGAACCGGCGGCCAUUGCGACAGCUCGGGAAUGGACGAAGACUCAUGCCAUGACUUGA